Molecule: messenger RNA, 942 nt
Organism: Zalophus californianus (California sea lion)
Lineage: Eukaryota; Metazoa; Chordata; Mammalia; Carnivora; Otariidae
Product: olfactory receptor 2L3-like
Biological process (GO): G protein-coupled receptor signaling pathway
Cellular component (GO): membrane
Molecular function (GO): olfactory receptor activity; G protein-coupled receptor activity
Source: RefSeq, a predicted model, not a curated record
UAUGAAUGUCCAAUGGAAAAUUACAACCAAACAUUGACUGAUUUCCUAUUAUUGGGGUUCUUUCCACCAUCAAGAAUUGGCCUGUUUCUUUUCAUUUUCACUGUACUUAUUUUCUUAUUGGCUCUGUUUGGCAACGUGUCCAUGAUGGUCCUUAUCCUCCUGGACACCUAUCUCCACACACCCAUGUAUUUUCUACUUAGUCAGCUCUCCCUCAUGGACCUGAACUACAUCUCCACCAUUGUCCCCAAGAUGGCCUUUGAUUAUAUCUUUGGAAACAAGUCCAUCUCACUCAUUGGGUGUGGUGUUCAGAGCUUCUUCUUCUUGACUUUAGCUAGUGCAGAAGGAUUAAUGUUGGCCUCUAUGGCUUAUGAUCAUUAUGUGGCUAUUUGCUUUCCUCUUCACUAUCCCAUUCAUAUGAGCAAAAGAGUGUGUGUGCUGAUGAUAACAGGAUCUUGGAUAAUGGGCUCAAUCAACUCCUGUGCCCACACUGUAUGUGCCCUCCAUAUCCCUUAUUGUCAAGCCAGAGCCAUCAACCAUUUCUUCUGUGAUGUCCCCGCCAUGUUGACUCUGGCCUGCAUGGACACCCGAGUCUCUGAGUACACAUGGUUUGUGAGCACCACCCCUUUCCUUGUGUUUCCUUUCAUUGACAUUGCAUGUUCCUAUGGCCAUGUGAUCCUUGCAAUCUGCCGCAUGUGCUCAGCAGAAGGGAAGAAGGCUUAUUCGACCUGCAACACCCACCUCACUGUCGUAACUUUCUAUUAUGCACCCUUUGCUUACACUUAUCUACGCCCAAGAUCCUUCCGAUCUCCCACAGAGGUCUUGGCUGUCUUCUGCACCAUCCUGACCCCAAUGCUCAACCCGAUCAUCUACAGCCUGAGAAACAAGGAGGUGAUGGGGGCCCUGAGAAGAGUGAUUCAGAGGUUUGGUUCUGUAGAAAUGUAG